UAAGACUUCUCCUCUGCUGCCCAAGCGCUAUGGUGCAGGGAUAACUGCGUCUUCAGUCAAACCAAAGCAGGCUCUACAAAGAGAAGGCUGACUCUAGACAGGUGGUAUAAAUACGAUAGUAUAGUAACUGGCCAACUGCUUCUUGUGCUUAUACUUUUGAUUUUUGUUGUGCCUUUGACUCUAUUGUAUAUUUUAGAACUUGAUUGUUUAAAUUUUGAAAACUGUUAAUGUUUUAACUAUGUUAAAGAUACUGUACCUUUUUAAAAUGCAAAAAAAACCUAUAAGGUGGGAUUUAAGUCUUCUUCUGGGUGAAUUAACUAACUGGUAGACUUCAGUUUUUAUCAUAUCUGUGUGUGUUGUUUAAUCCAACAUUUUAAAAUACUUGAGUAGAAGGUCUUCAGUUUGGAAUUAAGUACAGCAGUGACACUGGACAUUUUCCCUACUUCCAGAUUACACAAUACAAUUGCAUUCAGAAUUCACAUGUGAAGUAAGACUACUAGGCACCAAUUUCCUUUUUUGUUCGGGAUGCAGAGAAAUAACUUUUAGAGCAAUUCCCUAACCAUUCAUUGCUUCCAGUACCUGGAAAGUCAUGGGUAUCCACUAUAACUACUGUUUGAAGUGCAGUGGUUUUAGAGCACAACUGUAAAGCUGAAGUAAUAUGACAAAUGUUUAAUUCUACAUGCCCCCAAACUCAGAGCCCAAAGGCCAGCUGCACAAUUAGCAAGAUAGUUUUUAACAGUUUGGGAAAGGAAGCCUAAUCAUCCUUCAUACCUUGUGAAUACUACUUCUCUCACUGCACUUCAUUUCACAAAAACUUUCUCUGAUCUCCUUCAAAGUGUCUUCUCCAUAGCAAAAACCAGUGCUAGAACAGCAUGACUUAGUUUAAGCUUUCCUCAUGAGCAAGGUGAAGGAGAGUCAAGACUAAGCCUUUAGCUUGCCACUUUUUUCCCAGUGAUCAGUCAAUCCCCAUGUGUUAGAAGUGAACUAUCUGGUAAAGGACUAAAACGUAGAUGGGAAUGAGAUUCAUGAGCACCUCCUCUUUCUGUAAACUGGUUUUAAAUGGGCUGUGGGCUCUGGUUUGGGCAUCCCCACGAUCAAUUUCAAACUCUUCUCAGAAAGCUUGUAUAACUAUAUGGUGGCCUUUGUCCUGGGUGGUUUUCUCUCUUGCCCACCUGACGUGCUGCUUGAAAGAAAUAUUUCUUUAAAAGUUAUACCUUUAAGCAUUUUAUUUGUUUUGCUGACAAAAUCAGAUGCAAGUACUUUGAAAAUACAAACUUCCUUGAGUAUUUAAAAUCAAAAUCUUUUAAAGUAUGUGUUUACUGUUGUGGAAUAUGUGCAAUAUUUUACAGUUGUCUCAUUCUGUGAAUAUUCAUUUUAAGAAACCUUGUUGAAAUGGGACAUUUGGAAACGAUACUGUCAUAUGCCAGAAGAGGAGAUCUGUUUGAAUACUGAACCGUCCUCUGCACAGAUGUUCCCAAAUACCUGGAUUUCUUCCACGACAAGCUUUUUGUAUCACAAAUGGAUUCUCUCUUGGAUGCUGCCUUACUAAUGGAAAAUGGACAGGUUCCAAAAACUUUCCAGUGGCAAUGGGAAUUACAUGAAUGACAGUCUACGAACAGAUGUCUUUGUAAGAUUCCAGCCAGAAAGUAUUGCCUGUGCCUGUAUCUACCUUGCAGCUAGAACAUUGGAGAUCCCACUUCCUAAUCGUCCUCACUGGUUUCUGCUGUUUGGAGCAACAGAGGAGGAAAUUCAAGGGAUUUGUAUAAAAAUCCUGCAGCUAUAUACUCGGAAAAAGGUUGACUUGUCUUAUUUGGAAAGCAAAGUAGAAAAGAAAAAACUAGCCAUUGAAGAGGCAAAAGCACUAGCUAAAGGUCUGCUACCUGACAAGACUCCCAAUUUGGAGAACACGUCAGGGUUUUCCCCUGUUCCUAAAAAUGAGUCUCCAAAAGACGGUAAAGGAAAUAAACCUUCCCCACUUGCUGUGCAGGCGAUGAAGAAUGCCAAAAGAAAAAUGGAUGGAACAAAAAGAAUGAAUUCCAACAGCCCAGUGAAUGGCAUUCCGAAAGGAAGGGAGAGCAGAAGUGGAAGCCGAAGUCGAGAGCAGAGUUAUUCAAGAUCACCAUCUAGAUCAGCAUCUCCUAAGCGCAGAAAAAGUGAAAGCUACUCAACAUCAAGUGGUUCCAAAUCCCACAGCCGCUCCAGGAGUCGCAGUGAUUCUCCCCCAAGACAGUUCAACCAUAGUGCUAGUUACAAAGGCUCUAAAAUGAGGAGUUACAAAAAGUCAAAGGACUACAAAUACUCGACACACAAACCAAGGAAGUCCCGCAGCAGGAGCUCAUCACGUUCCCGGAGCCACUCACGAGAGCGUUCUGAUCAUUCUGGGAAGUACAAGAAGAAAAGUCACUACUACAGAGAGAGGCAUGAGCGUUCCCACUCCUAUGAGCGUACAGGUCAUCGUUAUGACCGAGACCACCCUGGCCACAGCAGACACAGGAGAUGAGCACUACAAAGGGUUCUCUUCUGUGCUUUGGGAUUCAAAGUGGAGCCCGGUUUCCCCCAUUUCCUCAUGCAGCAUAGGGUUAGCCUGGGUCUAAACGACUUAGCAUCAGUAAUCUUUUCUAACCCUGUGCUAGUUAGCAUGAAUCCAAAUACACAGACAGACAUGAUGAUGUGGAAGACUUGAUCUGGUAGAUGGCUUAGUUGUUCUGCUGCUGGAACUUCUCUUAGGAACAUCGAAGAGCCUCUAUGUUGUAGUGGCUGCUCCUAUGCCUGCUCUUUGGUAAUAGGUAGAUUUGCAUACUGUAGUGCACUGGGGUUAGUAUAUUUCUGGAUUUGGAGUACUGACAGCACCAAUUUCCUUGCUCAGCAAUUAGAGAACUCUGCUGAAUCAGCCCUUCCUGAUGAAAUGUUUUGAGCUUUCUUCUUCUAGUUCCAUGAAAACCAUUAGUGGCUUGGUGCUAACAAAGCUGUGGCUUCAUACUGACUCAAUUAUGUUGUACAAAUGCAAGGUGAUAUUUCUAGAACUGAUGCCUAUAUUAGGUUACACUUGUAUAUAUUUUGCAGUGUUUAACAAUACAAUAUGGGAAUAUGGCCUUAUUAGCCCUUACACUUUCUCCACUGUGUAAAUAAGCAUUUGUUUAAUACAAGUGAAAGCUAUAUACUGAAACGUCAAAACUUGAAUUCUAUCAAUUUAAGAUUUGUGUAGAGAAUUCUGAUAAAUGUGAAAGUAUUUAGCUCUGUGUAUUGAAAGUAGUAUAUUUUUAUCUGUGCAAUGCUGUGUGCAGGCCACCAGCUCAUAGAGAAGUUUCAUAUAUAUAUAUAUACAUUUUAUGUGUUUUGAAUAACUCUAUACUCAGGAUCUUUGACACUCUGAAGAAUUGGUAGUUUGUCAAUCUGCUUGCUUGUUUAAAAACAGAAGGUGUGAAAAAACAAAAACAAAAAACAGCUCAAGUCCACAGCUCAGUGGUAUCCGUUUUAGUGGUAUAUCUGAGCUGUUCCUGUGCUCCCUGAUUUCAUUAAAGUAUUUGAUUUUGUAUUUAAACUCA
Chelonoidis abingdonii (Abingdon island giant tortoise) is the source of this 3545-nucleotide messenger RNA. It is a transcript of the gene CCNL2, whose product is annotated as cyclin L2. The record is from RefSeq and is a predicted model, not a curated record. Gene Ontology annotation, biological process: regulation of transcription by RNA polymerase II. Gene Ontology annotation, molecular function: cyclin-dependent protein serine/threonine kinase regulator activity. NCBI's taxonomy places the organism in Eukaryota, Metazoa, Chordata, Testudines, Testudinidae.